CUCGAUUCGAAUUUUUAUUUCUGUUAUGUUUUAUUUAUUUAUUUUUUUGUUACAGGAUGCUCUAGUUCUGAUCCGUCCUGCUUAAAAUGCAAUUUAAAUGGUUGCAUGAAAUGUCCGGAUCUAAUACUGUACCCGAGUAGGAAAUGCGUAUUAACCUGCCCGUUCGGAUACAAAGAAGAAUGGAGUACAAAAUUGGAUUUAAUGGGAAGAAUAUGCGUGCCUGUCGAGAAUUUAAUAUCGAAUUACGCUUUAACGAUUUUAGCAGGGAUAUUCUGCGGAUCUUUUAUAUGUUUUUUUAUAAUCGGUUCGGGAAUUCUUUAUUUACAAUACCAAAGAAAAAAAAUCAUGAAAGAACAACAAAGUGAAACAAACUCCGACGUUGAUGACUCAACAUCAACCCCGGAGCGGAAAGAUUUUUUAAAACAACUCGAAUUAUUAAGACCUUACACCAAAACUUACUUACAAAUGCUAAAUGAUACUCGAAAACAAUUAAGAGAGACGAUUAAACAAGAUUCGAUUAAUUCAAUGGGUGAUUUAUCAGCAACCGCGGUUUAUCGCCCCGUUUUAAGAGAUUUAGCCAAAAUUUUGUUGCUUCUAAAUCGGCCAAUACAAAAAAUCGCGAUCCCUGAUGAUUGGGAACAUUUAUUAACUUGGGCUGAACAAGCUUUAAAACGUUAUAAAAGAAUGAGUGAUAUUUCAAAUCAACCCCAAGUCGCGCAAUUAAUUAAUUUUUUACAAGAAGCGCCAUCUGUUUUAACAAGUAGUAAUGAAAAUAACGAUUACGUUGCGAGGGGAAGUACCAAUAUGUCUACUUUUAAACCGGAGAGGGCGCCAGGUUCGAAUUUGAGUUUAAAUAAUUUAAGUUUAAAUAAUUUAACUUCGAAUAAUGGUAAAAAAAGUUUUGAUGGGACGAAUUUUUUGAAUCCGCAAUGGAAAUUCGAGUACAAUAUUAUACAAAAUUCGCAGUUCAACCCGGCUCAAUGGAAAAAUAGUAAAGAAUAUUUAAAUAAUCCGUAUUAUUUCGACGACGAUUUUUGCCAGCUAGGGUUUCGGCCCCAAGAUGAAAUCACAACCGAAUUGUGACAAUAAAUUAAUUAAUGUACCCGUUUUUAAGAAAAAACUAGUCAUUAGAUUUAUUAGUUAAUAUUACAAGAUUUUUUUGUACCUUUUUGUAAAUAUAUUAUUUAUAUC
Onthophagus taurus is the source of this 1191-nucleotide messenger RNA. Lineage: Eukaryota; Metazoa; Arthropoda; Insecta; Coleoptera; Scarabaeidae. The record is from RefSeq and is a predicted model, not a curated record.